This is a messenger RNA of Aspergillus wentii DTO 134E9, 1071 nucleotides long. Its product is annotated as glycoside hydrolase family 16 protein. Gene Ontology annotation, biological process: glucan catabolic process. The transcript is spliced from 4 exons. Gene Ontology annotation, molecular function: hydrolase activity, hydrolyzing O-glycosyl compounds. Lineage: Eukaryota; Fungi; Ascomycota; Eurotiomycetes; Eurotiales; Aspergillaceae. The record is from RefSeq and is a predicted model, not a curated record. The coding region runs from base 1 to 1071 and encodes 356 amino acids.
AUGCGUCUCGCAACUUAUCUUUCGAUGGCCGCUUUGGCUCAGCUUGGCCUGGCUGGUUACACAGUCAAGGAUGAUUAUUCUAGUGCAAGCCACUUUUUUGAUAAAUUCGAUUUCUUUACUGAGGCCGACCCAACCAACGGUUAUGUCAAAUACGUUGACCGGAAGACAGCAAAUAACCUUGGAAUCGUCUCUGGAAACGCAAAGGGUACUAAGAUCGGCGUUGACUCGAAGAAUAAGGCCUCUGGAAGCGGUCGCCAGAGUGUUCGUCUGACUAGCAAGGCUAGCUAUAACCACGGGUUGGUUAUUCUGGACUUGAACCAUAUGCCUGGUGGUGCUUGUGGUAGUUGGCCUGCUUUCUGGAUGCUCGGCAGCGGCACCUGGCCCAACAACGGCGAAAUCGACAUCAUCGAAGGCGUCAACGACCAAACCAAGAACCAAAUGGCCCUGCACACCACCAGCGGCUGCUCCAUCGACAAGUCCGGUUUCAAGGGCAAGCUCGGCACAAGUAACUGCGACGUCAAGGCCUCCGGGCAGUCCGACAACGAGGGCUGCACCAUCACCGCCGGCUCGACCAAGUCGUACGGAUCAGGCUUCAACAGUGGGAACGGUGGUGUCUAUGCGACAGAGUGGACCAGUGAUGCGAUUAAUAUCUGGUUCUUCCCGCAUAGCAAUAUCCCCUCUGAUAUUGCGAAUAAGAAGCCCACGCCGAGUUCUUGGGGUCAGCCUACGGCUAAGUAUGCUGGUGACUGCAAGAUUGAUUCGCAUUUUAAGAAUAUGAAUAUCGUCUUCGACGUAACCUUCUGCGGCGACUGGGCCGGCAACACCUGGAGCUCCAGCUCCUGCGCCUCCAAGGCAAACACAUGCCAGGAUUACGUCGCCAACAACCCCUCCGCCUUCAAGGAUACAUACUGGGGCAUCAACUCGCUUCUCGUCUACGAGGAUAGCUCCAACUCCAAGAGAGAAGAGUACGACUACACUGGGCUGAACGUUACCAGCCCCCUGCCGAGGACGGGCGAGGCUGCGAGACGGCAUGCUAUUCGUCACGGUGCUCAUGGGCGGCAUUUUCAUUAG